Messenger RNA from Lucilia cuprina (Australian sheep blowfly), 3078 nucleotides. RefSeq lists its product as uncharacterized. The coding region runs from base 550 to 2700 and encodes 716 amino acids. NCBI's taxonomy places the organism in Eukaryota, Metazoa, Arthropoda, Insecta, Diptera, Calliphoridae. Gene Ontology annotation, molecular function: acyltransferase activity, transferring groups other than amino-acyl groups. The transcript has 8 exons. The record is from RefSeq and is a predicted model, not a curated record.
UGUGUCAUCGAAAGAAAGCCAGUUUAAUUUUACGUUAAUGCUGAAUUUGGAGUCUUUCAAAUGUUGUUUACCAAGAAAACAUAUACAUAUGUUUUUUUUUUAAAAAAUGCUGAUUUAGUUAUUCUCUUUGUAACAAUUUAAAUUAUUGGUCGUUUACCCUCAAGCAUAUUUAUUUUGUCACAAAUUACAAUAGUUCCAUAAAAGGUCUUAAUUAGAAUCAACAUUACAACAUAGAGUAAAUGGAAGAGUUAAGUGCCAAUGAUAUCCUCGUUAAAAGAAACAAACUCUAAUUUUGUCAGCAUCUAAAUUAAUAUUAUUAAUAAUAUUACGAUAACUUCGAACUGAAAUUAUUAUAUAAUGUGGAAGUAGUAGCACUACUAUGACUUUCAAUAACAGUAAUUUAAAUAGACGUGCUUUUUUAGAAUUUCCAAUCAGUGUUCCCUGAGGGAAGAAAUAUUAAGAAUAACAUGGUCUACAAGACAUUUGUGUCUAAUUUUGACAAAAGCCUUAUAGUGACAAAGUGUUUUAGAGUUUCGUUAUCCUCUUUGCAUGCUUAAUAUCCAUCUGAAUACAUUCGUACCAUAUGGUAUAGUUUUGGACUCAUUUGGUUCAGCUCCUAAAACAUUUACUUGGGGGAACUAUUUUUGGUUUGGUACCCCGGAUUUAUGCGCAGAUCUUAAUGACCCGUUCACCAUCAGUUUAUCACAUUCACAGCCACCAAUUUUCAAUGCCACCAGUCCGUUUCCAGUGCAAUUCUUUGUGGUGUAUUUAAAUUUUACCACACCCUAUUAUAUAGACAUUAAAUUACCCUUCGAGAAUCUUAUUCAUUUGGGUUUGUGUUUGCCAAAAAGUUGUAGUGUCUCCAAAAUAAGUUUCUACACCGAUAUUUAUUUUCAAAAGGAGUUAUUUCAAAUGCAACGUAAUUUUAAGUUAAAAAUGAAAGCUUUAGAUGCAAAAGCUGCCCAUUUCAGUUGGAAGUAUAUUAUUCAAACAGGAAGUAUUUUAUUUAUUACGAUACUCAUAACAACCACUCUAUUGGCAAUAUUCGCCGAAAUUCUUUAUAAUUCCAAAAAUAAAAUAAAGCUUCAACAACAAACAUCACAUAUGAACAGCAAACUGAAUUCACCAAUCAACGGUAUACCCACCACCAACAACAAUAUCCGCAACCAUGAAGUGCCAGCAAAUCAAUAUGACUUGAGCGAAAGUUCCAUAUGGGAAGAGCUUUUGAUGUGCUUUCGUUUUUCGCUUAAUUAUAAAACCGUUAUGAGUUUAGAGAAUUCAAAUUCGAAUUCAAAAUUUUUAACUGCAAUGACGGGUUUUCGCACCAUCAUCUGUUUGUGGAUAACAGUAUUUCAUGUCUACUACUAUUCCCUGUUUGCCAUAUCGAAUACACCCUUUAUCUUUGCCAAACUGGAGGCUUUUACUUUGCAGCCAGUUUUGCAGGCCUGUUUCUAUGUGGAUGUUUUCUUUAUAAUGAGUUCUUUUCUUUUAGUAAAUAACUUCCUAUCAAAUGUCAAAUUAUUACAACAAAUAAGACGGCAAUCCUGGUGUGGAAAUUUAAAACUUUUUAUUCGUUCUUUGUUGCAACGUUAUAUACGUUUAACUCCUGUAAUGAUUGUUACAAUGCUGUUGAGUACCAUGAUUUUGGAUUUUCUUAAUAUGUAUUCACCCUUUCGUUUAAGCGAAAAUAGUGGUUUCUAUUGUAAGACCAACUGGUGGUAUAAUCUCCUUUACAUACACAAUUUGCUGGACAUGAAUGAUAUUUGUUGCUCGUGGACCUGGUAUUUAGCAUGUGAAAUGCAAUAUUUUAUUUUAUUCACUGGAUUGUUGUUUGUGCAUGUUAAAAAGCCAAUUGCAGCCAAAAUAGUAUUUGUCACAUUAGCACUGGGAUUUGUGGUCAUCGGUUGGAUGUGUAAUUUUGGCAAUGGAAUAACAUUUGAAAUCGAUGUCAUCUACAGUACACUCAAUCAGUUGUAUGUCAAGCCGUGGGUUCGCAUACCACCUUACUUGGGUGGUGCAACAAUGGGUUGGUUAAUGCACACACUGCAACAACGUCAACAGCAACAACAACAAAAACGACACCAACAUCAACACCAAAAAGAACAACUGCAACAAACAGAGCAUCAAGUCGAACAACAACAACAGCAACAACAUGUCAGUGUAAUGGCAGAGUCUCAUCAUCCACAGCUCCAUCACCAGCAUCUGCAUCAUCGUCAUCAUUACCAUGAAAAUCAGCAUGAACAUAAAGAACAUGUUCGCACAUUCGGUCGUAAAGCAUUUUGGCUUUUUUGCAUUGUCCUCUAUGUGACAACAAAUUUUAUGAGUUAUUGGCGCUCUACGCCCUCUUGGGUGGUGGCGACAAUUAUGUCCAUGGGUAAAUUGCUUUUCGCACUUUGCAUCGGUGGUGUCAUCAUCAUGUGCGCUUGUGGUCGCGGUGGCUGUCUCAAUGUGUUGCUGAGUGCGCGACCGUUUUUAUUUUUGAAUAAAUUCUGUUUCAGCAUUUAUAUGCUGGCUCCCGUCGUUGUUGUGGCCAUGUUUGGUUUACGCAACGAACCCACCAACUUUACCGAAGUCGGUUCGGGAGCCGAUUUUUUCACCGUCAUCGUUUUGUCCAUAAUGUCAGCAUUUUUAAUGUUGAUUUUAAUUGAGUUGCCAACGCAAAGAAUUGCAAAUCGUCUGCUUAAACAAAAGAAUUCGUAAAUGGAAGGAAAAACGAAUUUCCUUAUAAUUUUAAUGGGAGGAUUUAAUCAUCAAAAUAUGUAAGUGCAUGUGUGUCGUGUAUGAAGUAAAUGGCCAAAAAAAUAUACUACAUUUUCUAAUGAUUGAGGAACAUUCUUAUGUAUGUAUAUGUAUAUAGUGUCGUUUUAAUUUUAUGGCAAUGGGGAAUUUACAAAAUUGUGUAAAUGUUUCUUAGAAAUAAAUGAACCAUAUUACACAUUUAGCGUUUUUUUUUGGUGUAAUAUUUUAAAUAUAAGUAUUUUAUUUGUAUUUGGUUAAUUAAUCCAUAAUUGUUUGUGAAAUUAAAAUUUAAUUUGUGAAAUUGAAAUUUAAUAAACCCUUAUUAUUUUUUAUUUUAAA